This is a messenger RNA of Geodia barretti, 621 nucleotides long. The record is from the annotation of a GenBank genome assembly. Lineage: Eukaryota; Metazoa; Porifera; Demospongiae; Tetractinellida; Geodiidae.
AUGGAACGGAUGGUAACUGAGGGUGUACCGAAUCGAUUUGGCGUACAGCGAUUUGGCAAUAAAAACAACUCACAUCUGAUUGGCAAAGCACUCGUGAAAGCAGAGUGGGAAACGGUAGUGCGUUAUAUGCUCACAGAUGAUCGGUUGCGUAAGUUGUAUUUGUCGGCGUAUCAAGCGCACCUCUUUAACAGCGUUUUGGAGAAGCGGAUGCCCCAUUUAAGCAAGCUUCUUGAGGGCGACAUUGCUGUGAAACAUAGCAACGGCGCACCCUUCCUCGUUGGGGAUCCUGCAGUUGAACAACCGCGGGCAGAUGUGUUUGAGAUUAGUCCGUCCGGACCAAUCUUCGGGUACAAGAUGCGAAUGCCCAUUGGCGAUGUCCUCGUGCUGGAGACAUCGAUCCUGGCAGAUGAAGGGGUUCGUCUUGAAAAGUUUCGUAAGGUUGUGGGGAUUCGGUUACCGGGGACCCGUAGACCUUUACGGAUGCCGAUACAAUUGCAUGAGGUCUCUGCUGUUGAUAGCGGUGCCGGAAUACGCCUCAGUUUCACGCUCCCCGCGGGUGGAUAUGCAACGGUGGUGGUGGAAGAACUCUUGGCAACUAUACAGCCUUCUAAGGGAAUUUAG